UGUAUGUGACGUAGAAUGUGUGCGUCGUCGAUACGGCACGUGUGUUUAUGAAAGUUUGGUGAGGUUACGUUUGUGAGAAAAGUGGAAUAUUUAAUAAUUCUGCUUUAAAGUCCAGUGAAAAUGGGGAAGAAACUCAAAGUUGGAAAAACCAGGAAAGAUAAAUUCUACCACCUCGCCAAAGAAACGGGUUAUCGCUCUCGUUCGUCCUUCAAACUCAUCCAGCUCAAUCGUAAAUUUCAAUUUCUACAGAAAGCCAGAGCUCUCAUCGAUCUGUGUGCUGCUCCAGGUGGAUGGUUGCAGGUGGCAUCCAAGUUUAUGCCCAUUUCAAGUCUCAUCAUUGGUGUUGACCUGGUGCCUAUUAAGCCCAUUCCUAAUGUAGUGACACUGCAAGAAGACAUCACCACUGAGAAGUGCAAACAGGCUCUAAGAAAGGAGCUGCAGACUUGGAAGGUGGACGUUGUGUUAAAUGAUGGCGCUCCAAAUGUGGGAACCAACUGGCAGCACGAUGCCUACUCACAAGCUCAUCUGACUCUAAUGGCCUUGAAGCUGGCCUGUGAGUUCUUGAACAAAGGAGGCACUUUUGUCACCAAGGUUUUCCGCUCCAAAGACUACCAGCCACUAAUGUGGAUCUUCCAGCAGUUUUUCAAGAAGGUGCAAGCCACAAAGCCGCAGGCCUCCAGGAACGAGUCUGCUGAAAUCUUCGUUAUCUGUCAGGGCUUUGUUGCACCAGACAAAAUCGACAGCAAAUUUUUUGACCCCAAACAUGCGUUCAAAGAGGUAGAAGUGCAAGCCAAAACGGUGAAGGAGCUGGUUCCUGACAAGAAGCCCAAGGCAGAGGGAUACACAGAUGGUGAUGUGACACUUUUCCACAGUUUCACAGUCAUGGCGUUCCUCAAAGCUGAAAACCCUGUAGACUUUUUAGCCAAAGCCAAUGAGAUUACCUUUGACAACCCUGACCUGGAGGCUCACCCACUCACAAGUGAUGAGAUAAUGGAGUGUUGUCGCGACAUCAAGGUUUUGGGCCGCAAAGACCUCCGCCUGUUGCUGAACUGGAGGUCCAAGAUGAGGAGAUAUCUGGCCAAGAGACUAAAGGACAAGGCCAAAUCACUCAACCAGGAGAUAAAUUUAACUUCUGAUGAAGAAGAGAGUAAUUCAGAGGAUGAGCCAGACACAAAGAAAGAGGAUGAUGAAAAAGAAGAUGAUGAUGAUGAUGAAGAUGAAGAAGAAAUGGAGAAGAAACUGGCAGAAGUGAAAGCUGAGGAGGUGGCUGAACUCAAACGAAAGAAGAAGAAGCUGCUGAAGGAGCGAAGGAAGCAGAGGGAAAGGGUGGAGCUUAAGAUGGACCUUCCAGGUGUUUCCAUUGCUGACACCAGUGACACAUCCCUCUUCUCUCUCAGUACUGUCAAGAAACAAAAGGUGCUGGCUGAUCUAUCAAAAGGGGACAUGCAGACAGCAGACGCUCUAGGGGAAGAGGACGAUGACAUCAAUCUAUCCGAAGAUGAUGGCGAUGAGGAUGAUAAAAUGUCCUUAGCCUCCGAUUUAGAUGAUGAAGACUUUGAAGAGGUUCAACAGCGAGAGAAAGAACUUCACAAGAAAAAACUGCCAAAGAAGAAAGUAGCGUUCAAUGAGGAAGAGGAAGAUGGAGAGGAAAAUGGGUUGCUGGUGGAACUAGAAGGAAAAGAUGAGAAACUUGAGCGUGUGACUAAUUUGUGGUUCAGCAAGGGCAUCUUCUCUGAAAUUGACCUGGAAGGAGAUGCAAAGAAUGAGCUGAGACAGUCUGAGUGGAUCCAGAAGGGGAAAGCGGGAAAAGGCAAAAAAAGGAAAGCUGGGGAGCAAGAGGAAGCUGCCCAGCCGGAGAAGGAGGCAGGACCUUCACAUGACGCUCAGGACAAGAGUGACAGUGACUCUGAUGACAGCAGUGAUGAUGAGAAAGAAAUUUCCAAGAUGAAGGCAGCCGUGGGGAUUGGUGGGCUGUCAGGAGAUGCUGUUGCUGCUGCUGAUGAUUUGCAGGUCGUGCCUGUAGAAAGCACCAGUAAGCGAGCCAGGAUCCUGGAUGCAGAAGGGCUGGCGCUGGGCUGUCAGAUUGCGACAUCCAAGAAAAGAGCCAGAGAUCUGGUGGAUGGUUCCUUCCACAGGUUUGCUAGUUCUGAUGAACCAUGGGAGGUACCAGAGUGGUUCCUAGUUGAUGAGCAAAAACACCGGAGGAAACCGGUACCGGUUACAAGGGAGAUGGUGGAAGAGUACAAACAAAAAUGGAAGGAAAUCAAUGCCCGGCCAAUCAAACGAAUUGCUGAGGCCAAAGCCAGGAAGAAGAGGAGGAUGCUGAAAAAGAUGGAGCAAGCUAAGAAGAAAGCAGAAGCAGUUGUCAACACAGUGGACAUAUCUGAGAAGGAGAAGAUGGCUCAGCUGAAGAAUAUUUAUAAAAAAGCUCGCUUGGGGAAGGAGAAGAGAGAAGUGACGUAUGUUGUGGCUAAAAAAGGAGCCGGAAAGAAAGUCAGACGGCCUGCUGGUGUUAAAGGAGUCUUCAAAGUGGUGGACGGUCGCAUGAAGAAAGACGCACGGGGCCUUCAGAGGAAAGAACAGCAUGCCAAAGGAGGAAAAAGGAAAGGAAGACCAGUGAAAAGUGGCAAAAGAGGGAUGAAGAGUGGAAAAGCACGGAAAGGAAAAUAAAUUAGAACAGACAUUACUCUUGUAGUUCUGAGAUUUUAAGCAUCCCCUCAGCUCAAAGUACAGAUGAGAAUUUUUAUCUCCGCCAGUGAAGUUGGGCAAGGUUGUUUUC
This is a messenger RNA of Thalassophryne amazonica, 2779 nucleotides long. RefSeq names its product FtsJ RNA 2'-O-methyltransferase 3 (gene ftsj3). The transcript has 22 exons. Lineage: Eukaryota; Metazoa; Chordata; Actinopteri; Batrachoidiformes; Batrachoididae. Gene Ontology annotation, biological process: maturation of LSU-rRNA from tricistronic rRNA transcript (SSU-rRNA, 5.8S rRNA, LSU-rRNA); maturation of 5.8S rRNA from tricistronic rRNA transcript (SSU-rRNA, 5.8S rRNA, LSU-rRNA); rRNA methylation. The record is from RefSeq and is a predicted model, not a curated record. Gene Ontology annotation, molecular function: rRNA (guanine) methyltransferase activity; rRNA (uridine-2'-O-ribose)-methyltransferase activity. Gene Ontology annotation, cellular component: nucleus; preribosome, large subunit precursor; nucleolus. The coding region runs from base 121 to 2670 and encodes 849 amino acids.